CUAGCUAUAUCUACAAUUUCCUUGCCUUUCCAUUUGCAUCAUCAUGAAUUGUUUUCAAUUCAUUUAUUUUCUAAUGCUUAUUAGCACAGCAUUGGCGGCCUUCAACAAAGUUAUCAGAGCACCUCAAUGCCUUUUUAUGGCCGAUGCUGGUCUAUGCGAUGCUAAAAUUCGUGUUUUCGGCUAUGACUACGUAAGCAAUCGCUGUGUACACUUCUACUACACUGGCUGCGGAGGUAAUCCAAAUCGUUUUGCGACAAGACGCGAAUGCAUGGACACGUGCUAUGUGCAGAAUGCAGACGGUCACGAUCCUAUAGAAGAGGCAACUUUUGAUCUGUUCUACAAAGAUGAAUUAUAAAUUGCAAUUUUUAAUUAUAUAAAAAAUAAUAAU
Molecule: messenger RNA, 388 nt
Organism: Drosophila navojoa
Lineage: Eukaryota; Metazoa; Arthropoda; Insecta; Diptera; Drosophilidae
Product: kunitz-type serine protease inhibitor 2
Molecular function (GO): serine-type endopeptidase inhibitor activity
Source: RefSeq, a predicted model, not a curated record